AACCUGAGAGCAACAAGUUGGAAGCAGUUCCCAUGCAGCAGAAGCCAUGGCGCAGGUUAAACAAGACGCUGAUUGUUUACACACCGCGCUGAAGCGGUUUAGGGCGGCGGUGGUAGACAGAAAGCUUGUAUAAACUCUACGUGGCUGAAUGGUAGACAUUUUAAGAAGGGAAUAAAUGACUUGAUUGGAGCACAAAAAAAAGGGAACGUAAAGGAAAGCAAACCAAAAAAAAAAAAAAAUAGAGCUUCCUUUGCCACGUAGGAAACCCCGUUAUUCCUGACUGUUCAUUCCUGAACUAGUGAAGGAAGGAGACCGAGUAAAAAGAGGAAACUGCAGCACAUUCACGCUUUGCUGCCAUGCUGCCAGCUGGUGUUCUGUGUUUAUCGCUGGUCUUCAUGGUCAGCCCCUCCAUGUCCCAUCAACCUUUGACCUCAGGUGAUCCCAAGCAGAAGAUGUUUUCCUCUCAGAGCCACCCCAGCUGGUCCUUAGGGCUGCAAGUGUACAGGACCCUCCGUAGUGAAGGGUCUCACAUCAACACCAUCAUUUCUCCUGUAUUGCUUGCCAACUCACUGAGCGUGUUGAGCCACACAGCCAACGGAGCCACAGCCAGGCAGUUCCAGGAGCUUCUAAAGACUGAAAAGGAUGAGAAACAAGCUGAGAAAUCAUCAUCCAAUCCAUUUAUAUCCAUGAGAAAUGCAAAUGGAACCAGCUACAUCCUGCGUGGUUCCUCAGCUAUCUUCUCCAAACAGGUUCCUACACUAGAGAGCAGCUUCCUGGAGGAGCUACAGGCCCAGUUUGAACUGGACCAUGUGGCUUUAGGUGCAGGGGAUAAACAGGAUGAUAUAGAGAAGAUCAGUUCCUGGGCCAAAAGAGGAAUGGGGGGAGUGAAGCAAAUGCCUCUGAAUGAAGGGCCAGAUGCUAAAGAAGGAGCGCUGAUCCUGGCCAGUGCACUACACUUUAAAGGGUUUUGGGAUCAUGGCUUUGACAAAGAAAACAAAGAUCUACGAAGCUUUUUGGGGACCAAGUACACCAAAGUGUAUAUGAUGCACAGAGCAGGCGUGUACCGUCACUAUGAGGACAUAGAGAAUAUGGUGCAGGUGUUGGAGCUGGGUCUGUGGGGUGGAAAGGCCAGCAUGGUGCUUCUGUUGCCUUUCCAUGUGGAGAGUUUGGCCAGGCUGGAGCGUGUGCUGACACUUGAGCAGCUGGAGAACUGGCUGGGGAAACUGAGCAGCAUGAGCAUGGCAUUGUCUCUGCCCAGGGUCAAUAUCAGCAGCACACUCAGCCUACAGAAACAGUUAGCCGCACUGGGCGUGGUCGAUGCCUGGGACCAAAAAGUGGCAGAUUUCUCUAGUCUCGGGAAGGGGAAGCUUCAUCUGAGUGACGUUCUUCAUUGGGCAUCCCUGGAACUGGCGUCCGAUUCAGGCAGUGAGGACCGCGUUGAGGAGGAAGAGCAUGUGGAGAAACCCAAACCUUUCUAUGCAGAUCAUUCCUUUAUUAUCCUGGUGAAGGAUAACAGCACUGGAGCUCUGCUGUUGUUGGGUGCACUGGAUCUAGCAGAAGGACCUGCACUGCAUGAUGAGCUAUAGAUGAUGGAUGUAGUAUUGAUACUUUAUUAAAAUAUCUCAAUGUUUACUAACCAAAUGAAAUGGCUCAUCAAAGAAAAUGACAAGGGUGUCCAGUAUUAGCCGGAGAGGGCGAGUGUAUGUGCAGAUUUUCAAUCCAACUAAGCCACAAGUGAGUCUAUUUUAAACCAAAAUCAACUGAUUGAACAGGUAGAAACAGAUGUGGCUCCUGCUUGAUUAGAAGGAAAGCCUGCACCCAUACCAAGCUUUUGUAGAUAAGAUUCUACACUGCUGAUCUAAGCCUUUUGUUCAGUGACACUGUAUAUACAUAUAUUUUUUAAAUAAAGGUAUGUGAUGAGUGAGUAAUUAUACGUCCAAUUUUAAAGUGCUGCAAGUGGGAAAAAAACACAAGACACGAUUAAGGGUCGGCAGAAGCUCGUAUUAUUUCUAACACCUAUCGAGCUCCAUUAAAUGUGCAAAGAAGAGCUAAUGGAAGGUGUAAAACGAUUUAUUAGAGCUUUGAAAAUCUGGGCGAACAAUUUCACCCAGGCUGAACCUGGAACUCAUUCCAUUAUUGUAACAAACGGGCUCACCAUGAGCGCACACCAGGCAUUCACACACUGAUGGCCCCCCUGAGAGAUUAAUCCUUUUACACUUGUGAAAUAUUCAAUGGAUUGUUCUCAGAUCUCUCUGCGAUAAAGUGUCACUUUUACUUAUAUUCAUAUUGGCAACCUGACACUUCUCCUUCUCGCAUUUUAACACUCAGAGAUCUAAAGACACACUGUACAAAGCAACAUGAUCUUUCCUUUCUUACCAACAACAAUAUCCAACACUUGUAGUCCCAAAGUUGGCAAGCUCAGCCGAGCCCAAGCCAAAGGGUGCGUUUACUUUGUCACCACACACAACUAACCAACUAAAUGAUCUGACAACCGCAAUGAACUUUGACACAGGGUGCUCUCUCUCUCUCUCUCUCUCUCUCUCUCUCUCUCUCUUGUUUUUUCUUAUUGCCCAAUAGAUUGAGAGCUGCAGGGGGUCAUGCUCUAAGCUGGCAUGCCGAGUCCCACUCCAGGAGCAGUCCCCUGGGAGAAAGAUUGCUCAACCAGGCUGUUAUUGAUGGGAUCUGCUUAAUACUAAUGACGCUAAUGACUCGAGACCACUGUCAACACCACAGGCAGACGAUAAACCUUUAAUCUUUUAAUGCCUCUUUGGAUCAAUGGAGGCUGUGCCCUUGUGACGCCGUUGUCCAUUUAGAGUGGUUAGGAAUUACAUUAAAAAUGUUUCUGUUUGUGUUUUUAUUUUGUGUGUGUGUGUGUAAUGUAUCAUGUGUUUUUUUUUUUUCAUUUUAUAAUUAAACAAACGUUCUCAGUUAUG
This is a messenger RNA of Tachysurus vachellii, 2933 nucleotides long. It is a transcript of the gene serpinh2, whose product is annotated as serine (or cysteine) peptidase inhibitor, clade H, member 2. Lineage: Eukaryota; Metazoa; Chordata; Actinopteri; Siluriformes; Bagridae. Gene Ontology annotation, cellular component: endoplasmic reticulum. The record is from RefSeq and is a predicted model, not a curated record. The transcript has 5 exons. Gene Ontology annotation, molecular function: serine-type endopeptidase inhibitor activity. Bases 357 to 1586 code for a protein of 409 amino acids. Gene Ontology annotation, biological process: collagen fibril organization; negative regulation of endopeptidase activity.